Bicyclus anynana (squinting bush brown) is the source of this 5615-nucleotide messenger RNA. RefSeq lists its product as uncharacterized. The transcript has 2 exons. The record is from RefSeq and is a predicted model, not a curated record. The coding region runs from base 4635 to 5591 and encodes 318 amino acids. Gene Ontology annotation, cellular component: nucleus; transcription regulator complex. Gene Ontology annotation, biological process: regulation of transcription by RNA polymerase II. Gene Ontology annotation, molecular function: DNA binding. Lineage: Eukaryota; Metazoa; Arthropoda; Insecta; Lepidoptera; Nymphalidae.
GGAUUUUCAACAGGCUGUAACUUAUACAAAAAUGGUCGUACAGCAAAAAAAUAAAAAGCAAAUUGUAGCUCUUAAGUGUUUAGUUUUUGGAUCUGAGUUUGAAAAUUUUUUUUGAAAAUAUUUUUCGAGUAAUCAUAAGAAAACCACCGAAAAAAAAAUUUUCGAAUUUUUUUUGGGUUUUUUUUAAUCUACGGACGUGGAAAAAAAUUUUUCGACUCAACCUCCAUAUGGACCGGAUAGCUUGUUUAUUCAGAUUUAAUUUCGUUUUUUUUAAAUCUCGAUACGAGCAUUUCUCGCUGAGAUAUCGAUGUUUGAAUGGAAAAAGAUCAUUUUGUCUUUGAUUACCAAUAUCUCAGCAAACAAUGAUCGCACAGAAAUUUUCUUAAUUUUUGUGCAUAGUAUAUGUGGUGGGAUGCUGGAGUAGGAAUUGGUAACAAGAGACGAACUGACCUGUUGCGGUGAGCGAUGAGAUGCGAUUGCACUGGCACUGAGCACUUUGAGGCACUGAAUUUAUGCACUUGUGAAAAACACUACGCGACACCACUCGAGUAGUCGGUUAAUGUUAAUAAAGUUAAUGAGAAUUAGGGAUUUAUUGCUUAAUACAUGUGCGCACCCGUUCAGUGUUAGCGGGCAGAGAUAAGACGAGAGUGUGUGUCAUGGCCGACGCUUUUCGUAGGACGUCCGGCUAUGGUCUCAGUGUUGCCAUUUUCGAGACAUCACGCAUUCGCGGGAACAAAUACUAUAUCAAAAUAUACCUGUAUAAUUACUAAUAUUUCGAUAAUCCGUUUCUAGGAAAUGAAGUCGACAUAACCUAGUAUUUCUGGCUUAAAGUUAGGUCUUCUUAUAGCUUUUGGCCAUUUUUUUCAGUUAUUCACACCUGCAGGAAAUUGGUGAGCGCCGAUUUCUUUACAAAAGGGCACUUCACAUUUCUUUGGCAUCUUGAAAAUAAUUAUUUUACCAAAUACACUCCACAAAUUUUUUUUUUUUGGUGAAAGUUAGCUAGCGCCAAUUUGACAGUUGCCAACCAUUGAUUUAUUCAUUUUAACACGUUGCUGCGGCACGAGGUCAAUUGACCCCGUACGUCUAGCGUCUUCGAGAGUUACGAGGUCGAUGGGACCUCGUACUACACCACGUAAAGUUUUAGUAUGAGGUCAAAAACCCUCGUGCCGCACCAGAGGAAAGUACAGAAAUACCAGUGCCGCAGCGAACGUAUUAAUAGGUUGAUAAUAAAGACCAAAAUAGUAAAUAGGCCAGCCUUGAAGGCGACAGUGAUCUACUGUUGCCUUCAAGAACGUCAACAAAUCCUUUUCUUUCAGUGACGUCAUUAAUUGAUGGCACUGUAUUUUCACAUAGCCUUGUAACAUCUAAAGUUCAAAUCGCUUCAGUAUACAGCGCGAUGUUUAGUCCGACAGUUGAUAUAGCAUAGCCAAUUACAUAUAGUGUGUUUAUGAAGAUUCGGAACUGAAACUAAAGCACUCGUUGUGAUUCAAUCUAUUCGCCUUUAAUAAAUUUUCCGCGGUUUCAUCCGCGUAGUUCCGUUUCCCGUGAAAAUACGAGGAUAAAAUAUUGCACAUGCCACCCACUUUUAACGUGGUUGGCAGCAGAUCACUGUUACCUUCAAGAACGUCAACAAAUCCUUUUCUUUCAGUGACGUCAUUAAUUGAUGGCACUGUAUUUUCACGUAGCCUUGUGACAUCUAAAGUUUAAAUCGCUUCCGUAUACAGCGCGAUAAUCAGCGCUGCGGUUUUAAUUAAAUGCAAAAUUACAAGAAAUUGGUCUGUCUGCCAUUUUAUGGUCUUAUUUUGGUUACAGUUUGAUUUGUUAAUUAAGUUGUCCUGACAAGUGUUGUGAAUCAUAACCAUUGUUUGACAUAAAUUUUCUUAGAUUUGUUAUUAUCACUUCGGUUAAAACAGCCGCGUUCGCGCUCACAGUUAAACUGCUGACACAGCGCUACCGUCCGCGUUUUCUUACCGGCCUCGCCGCGCGAGUUACGAUGGCCUACGUUAUUUGUUGCGUAAGACGUAAUAAAUAAGUGAUUUGUAAUAAAAUAUAAUUUACCUACACUAGUAUUAUUAAAUACUAGUAUUAUACUGAGAAUGCGAUGUCUUUUAACCCGAUUAAACCCCGGCGCUCCCCGGUUCCCGGACCAGGCAAUGUGACCGACGACUCUCCAGGAGAGAGUUCUCAGGACCCUGCCGAAGUUCAUGCUACUGGAAACAGAAAAUAUGUGCAACAAGUCUUACAUCCAAGUUUCUUCCAACGUGUAACUAAUUCUGUAAGUGAUGUUGAAGAAUCUCGUAUCGUUGGCGAAAAAGCUGCACAAACUACAAGCACAGAUAAAUCAAACUACAAAAAACGUCCUAUGACAAGCCCUACCAACAAUUUCAAUGCACAAAAACAGACCAAGUUUAAAAGUCAAGCAAUUCAAACCUCCAACUCUUUUGAAGAGUUGGAUCUAGACGCUGAAGACAAAGAAUCAGCCGUCCCAGCUGAGAAAAUCCCAAGGCCCCCUCCAAUAUUUGUGGAUGGAGUAGAAAACAUCGCACCUUUAAAACAGCUUCUAGACAAAUAUGCAAGUAAAAAUUAUGAGCUAAAAAUAUUAAGCGGCAAUAGAGUAAAGAUUAUAUUCGAAACUCAAGAAGUCUACAGGGAAGUAGAGAAACAGCUGGAUACGAGAGGUACAGAUAUAAACCAAUACACAUAUAAACCUAAUCAAGAACGAUCAUUUAGGGUAAUCCUAAAGAAGAUUCACCCUUCCACUGACUUAGAAGAAAUAAAGGCAGCUCUGCUAGAUCUUGGACACGAAACAGUUAAUAUCUGGAAUAUAAAACAAAGAAUAUCUAAGAAACCACUUCACAUGUUCAUAGUGGAACUAUCUCCACAACAAAACAAUAAAGAAAUAUACGACGUCAAAAGCCUUCUAAACUGUCGGAUAACAUUUGAACCUGAAGACUGCAUACGCAAAGAACGAUCAGACUCAGUCAAGUGUGUAUUAUGUGGUGGAAAUUAGCCGGCAAAUUACAAGGGAUGCAGUGUCUAUAAAGAACUACAGAAGCAGAAAUAUCCUCCUCUACGCCCUAAAAUACCUGCUACAGAAUCAGGACAGCCUAAUAUACCAAUCAAUCCUAUAACGCUGAGACAACAACGGCAAAUGCUUGAAACGAGCUAUGCAGAUAUCCUUAAAAACAAAUCUCAACCAAAAAAUUAUUCUAAUAUCCAAGAAUCUUCCGAUAAUCAAAAUGAUAUGAAGAAUCUAAUAAAUAUGUUCAAUCAAAUUAUGAAUCAAUUAUGCACCGUGACAAAUCUACUCACCAAUUUAAUGACAGUCAUGUGUCAACAUUCGAGCAGCUCAAAAUAGUUUUAUGGAACCCAAAUGGCCUGUCACACCACUCUUUAGAAGUUAAACUAUUUUUAGAAACAAAUUGCGUAGUAUCGGAAACCCACUUCACACAAAAGAUCUACUUUAAAAUCCCGAACAUGAUGGUUCACGAUGGUUCUGCUAACAGUUGCAGUCAAAAUUGCUGCGCAUGAUUACUAAUGCUCCUUGGUACAUCAAAAAUGAUCGGCUGCAUCGUGAACUAAAAAUUAAAACUAUAAAGUCAGAAGUUGCACACUCAAUGAAAACAUACCAAAAGCGUAUUCGUUCACAUCCAAAUCAACUUGCAAGAAACCUAAUGAUGAAGAAACCUGGUACAACUUUCAAAAGGCUCAAGAGACCGAGCACCACAAGAUUAUUUUUAUUAUUUUAUUUCUUAGGGAUAGUUAACAUUUACAUAUUAUUUCUUAAAUCUAAAAGUAAACGUAAAAAUAGUUUAAACAUGUAAACAACGAUACUAUCCACGAAUACACAUACGAAAAUAAUGGCGUCACAAAAUACACAAACAAAUCAAUUACAAAAAAAAAAAAAAACAAACAAACAUAAAUCUAUAUAAAAAAAGAGAGAAUUAUAACAAUAAUAAUUAAAAAUACAACGAAACACAAAUAGGUAAGAAAAAAAAUGUAAUAAUAACUAUAAUAAGAGAUCUAGUAAUGAGAAUUAAGACACUAUUACUACUCAGGUACAGGGAUAUUUAAUUUUUGAAGUGUGAUUGAGAUGGCCUUUUUAUAUUGGGGUUCGGACAAGGCAAAUACGUCUACAUCGUCAAAUAGCUUGUUGUAUGUGUCCACAAGUCGACGCACAGGCGCGCGCUUUCCAGCGUUGGUUUUACAGAAAUUGACAGCGAAUAAAUUAUAAGCACGCACCCGACGUUGACCUGCGUACUUCAAAACAUUUACGGCCGGUUCACACAUGUCUCCGUUUUACUGUUCCGUUUAUCGUGUACGUUUUUUUUUCGUCGAUGGCGUAUGUAGUUGUAUGAGCGACUUCACACAUGGCACAGUAUUCUGUAUACAGUAAAAAAUAUCGUUCCGUAAAAAAAUGACAUUCCGUUUUGUCAUCGAAUACUGGACGCCGGAACAGUAAAAAUAUACGGAUACGUAGAAUUUUAACGGAUUGAUACUGUGUGCGUGGCGGGCGGUGUGUGCGGGGUGUAGGAGGGGGAGUGAUGCGAGUUGUUUGACUAUUUUCCAUUGUACAUUCCUAGAGAACGCGCGCGUCCAUUGUGUGUAAUAAUUAUUAUAAUCACUGAUCAACCAUGUCAACCAAGGAGUGGGAAAAGUUAAUAGACAAGGAAAUGUUAAUUAGUUUGGUGGAAGAUAGGCCAGUCCUUUGGGACAAGACGCUGGAUAAAUACAAAGACAAUACUGCAAGUAUUGCAGGUUGGCGAGAAAUAUGCAUUAUUCUAAUGGAGGAUUUUGAGGCUAUGGAACAAAGACAAAGACAAGAGUUCGGAAAACUUGUUAUGAAAAAGUGGAGACAGAUGAGAGAUGCCUGGGUGAGAACACUAAAAGAUAAAAAGAAUUGCAAGACGUCUGGUUCCGCUGUCUCAAACACGAAGCCCUACAAAUACCAUAAUCAGAUGCUGUUUUUGAAAAAAGUAGUUGCUGCUGGUGAAACGCACGAAAGCGUCUCUGCUAAACAAACUAAUGAACACAUCGAAGAUGACACCACGACAUCGAAUGAACCUACAAACGAAGAUGACAGUGUUACUGCAAUGACACAACUUGACAAUGACAGUCAAAAGGACAAACAAAAUCUAGCCCCCCCGCCAAAACGCAGAGCACCAGCCAAAAGAAAUUUUAAUGAAAUUGAUGCCAAAAUGAUGUCCUACAUUGACUAUCAGAUAAAACCGAAGAAAAUUGAGCAGGAUGAUCGCAAUUUAUCGUUCUUCAAAGGUAUUUUGCCGUCCUUGGCUUUGCUUGAUGAUGACCAAACUUUGGAAUUCCAGUCAGGGGUGUUAAACCUAUUACAAAAUAUUAAACGUAGAAGAGUUGGCCAGUCAACUUAUGACUGGUCAGCCUAUACACAAACAUCUGGUGCUAGUCACUAUCAAUCCCAGGGCUAUUUUAGCAGACCACAGCCUACUGAUAGUGCACUAUCGCCAGUACAACCUGUAUACAGUGAUGCUAGCAGACCACAGUCUACUGAUAGUGCACUAUCGCCAUUACAAUCUGUAUACAGUGAUGCUACGUUAGAUCUGUCUGAGUUUUAAAAAUAAAAGUACGUACCUUAAAAA